Molecule: messenger RNA, 1554 nt
Organism: Entrophospora sp. SA101
Lineage: Eukaryota; Fungi; Glomeromycota; Glomeromycetes; Entrophosporales; Entrophosporaceae
Source: the annotation of a GenBank genome assembly
AUGGAUCAAUUGUGCAUUGACCAGUUUAAUAAUCAAGAAGUUAAUCAAGAAGUUCCGAAAAUGAGACAAUAUUAUGAUAAUGCAGAAGUAACCUUGGUUGUAAUAGAUAAUCAAAUUGGUGAAAUAAGACUAAAAGAACUACUUUUUAGUCUUGAAAAGAAAGAGGACGGAUACAUAGAAACAAGUGAAAUAAUUCACAGUUCUGUGCCAAUAUUAAAAAUGCCGCAAGCAGCGGCGAGAAGCACGCGUUAUCGUACUAACGAUUUUAGAGAAUAUUGCAGAGAGUUUGUUGGUAAAACAGCUACGCCAGUAGCACUAAGAAAUACGAAAGAAAGAAAGAGAGCUUUGCCUAUCGAUGGCAUAUAUUCAAUACUCGGUCUUCUUCCUUAUGGUGAUAAAGUUGUGCCUAGAUAUAAAGAAUGGGGUAAACAAUAUGACAAGAGAGAAUUAGAAGAAGCUUUGUUGGAUGUCAUGAAAGUGGCAGUAGAAAAUGUCGAUGAAAAAACUGGUUCGAGUGAUGUGAAAGGAGGACUAAAAGUUGAGUGUACACAAGAAGUUAACUUUACGAAAAAUGGUAUUGAGGUGCUAGGUUCAGAAUAUUCUAUAGGGGAUGCUAUAGGAGGGAUAUCUUCAAUUGAUGGCGGACAAACAGUAGAAGGGCGAUCAGUAUCAGUAGGAUCUGGAAACAUCCGUCACAGAAUAGAUUUGAUAAGACUUUAUCAGCAAAAUAAGGAUAAGUUGGAAAAUAAAACUCCUCAGGGUUUAAAUCGCAAUGAUGUUGAAUCAUUAAAAAAAGAGACAGAAGAUAAACUAAGAAAAAGAAAUAAGGUUAAAGAAAUAGUAAUUAAUAAUCAUAAUUUAGCAGGAACUUUAAAAGUUGAAAACUUUCCUAAUUUAGCAGGAUUGUAUUUUCCGGUUAACAAUUUAACUAGUUUAGAAUGUUCUAAUUGUCCCCAAUUAAAAGCAGUAUUGGGUCAACAAAACAAAUUGACUAAUAUAGUUCUAAAUAAUUGCCUUAAUAUUACUAAACUAGUCGGCAACAAAAAUAAUCUUACUAAUCUUAACUUCCUAAAAGAUCUAUCUGCUGAAAAAUUAGCAAUGCUUAAUAUCAGUAGCAAUAAGAUUGAUAGUAGUAACUUAAAUCCUUUUAGGGAUUUUGUCAACCUAAAACACUUAGGUUUAGAGCCUCUAAAAAAUUUAACCCAAUUAGAAGAACUAGAUCUAGCGGGUACCGAUAUAGAUAAAGGUUUAAUUCCGCUUAACUCUCCUUCUUAUCCUGAUAAAUUAAACAAAGUUUUCAAAGACUUGAAUGCUAAAACUUAUGACUUUUUAAAAAAAUAUGAUGAGGACAAAAACCUAGAUGAAACAAGAAAAACUCUAAAGGAAGUAGUAAAAGCGAUGCUAAAUUUAGAAAAGAAAGCUAGAGAAAUCCAUCAAGGAAUUUUUUAUGAGUUAACUGAGAUAGAAGAAGCCAAAAAAGAUGCUCAAGAACAAAUCAAAAAACUAUUGCAAAAGAACGGAGCUGAAGUUAGUGAUUUAGAUCCUAAUUUAUGA